AGUUUGAAUUUCGCAUUGCGAACAAUUGCGUCGUCGGAUAAGAACAGAAAAGUCUCGGCUCAAAAAAGAUAACGAAAUGGAAGAUCGUAACAUUACGGAGGAAGAUCGCGUUUGCCCACAACUCCCUGAGUUUGAUGAACAAGCGAAUGUUCAAACGGAUUUGAAGAAAAUGAAACCGGGAGAUGCAAUUGGAAAGAAUUGGAAAGUGGUGAAAGCAAUUCAAUCGGAUAAAGGAUUCAAUACAAUCUACGUGGCGGAGCAUGUGCAAAAGAAGAAGAAGAUGGCAGCCGUUAAGGUUGAAAGAAAGACGGAGGCCAUCAAGAUGCUCCAAUUCGAGCUUUUCGUCUUGUUGACAGUUGAGAAGAAAAACCAAUGCAAACAAUUUUGCAAACUGUUUGAGAAAGGAAAUGAGAAGGAGUACAACUGGAUUGCAAUCACCCUUUGUGGAAAAAGUUUGAGGGCUCUGCGCAAAAACCAGCCAACUGGAAAACUAACGGUUGCAUGCGGAUUGAGUGUUGCCCAACAAUGCUUGAAAGGUCUUGAAGAGCUUCAUCGAAUGGGAUUCAUCCAUCGCAACGUUGCUCCGUCCGUAUUUGCAAUUGGAAGAUACACUGGUGACAAUCAAUCUGAUUUAAGAAAUAUCUAUAUUCUCGACUUUGGAUUUGCUCAUCAGUACAUGAUUAAGGAUGGAACACUGAAACCUCCGUCAGCUCAUCCAUGGAAAUACGUGGGAAGUCUUCGUCAUAUGCCACGUGCCGCAUAUUCGAAAGUGGAAUUCUCAAGAAUGGAAGACUUGGAAAUGUGGUUCUAUAUGAGUGUUGAGCUGGUUAAGGGAUGUCUUCCGUGGGCUCAUUUGAAGAAACCAAAAGAAGUGCAUGACUAUCAAAAGUUGUGCCGAAAUGGUCUUCAAAUGCGUGAAAUGCUCGGAGGUCUUCCACCAGAAUUCGUCGACAUUAUGCAAAUAGUUGACAAACUUUCAUUCACCGACACUCCGAACUACACAGAAAUCUACGGACUUCUCACCAACGCGAUUCUCUUCAGUGGCAAAAAUGAAUUCCCGUACGAUUGGGAGGAGGCUGAGAUCAACGAGUUCAAGAAUCCGCAGAAGCCAAGUGUGGAGCAGGCAACCUAAUAGCUCUCUUUCUAUGGAAAUAAAUUGACUUUUUUGAAUA
This is a messenger RNA of Caenorhabditis elegans, 1172 nucleotides long. It is a transcript of the gene C34B2.3, whose product is annotated as Protein kinase domain-containing protein. NCBI's taxonomy places the organism in Eukaryota, Metazoa, Nematoda, Chromadorea, Rhabditida, Rhabditidae. The record is from RefSeq and is marked reviewed. The transcript has 10 exons. The coding region runs from base 77 to 1132 and encodes 351 amino acids. Gene Ontology annotation, molecular function: protein serine/threonine kinase activity; ATP binding.